Messenger RNA from Cladophialophora immunda, 1014 nucleotides. RefSeq lists its product as uncharacterized. The record is from RefSeq and is a predicted model, not a curated record. The transcript has 2 exons. Bases 1 to 1014 code for a protein of 337 amino acids. NCBI's taxonomy places the organism in Eukaryota, Fungi, Ascomycota, Eurotiomycetes, Chaetothyriales, Herpotrichiellaceae.
AUGAUGAUGAUUAGGGAUAAAGCUCCUCUCCUGAACGGUAAUUCUCUCCAGCACGAAGACGCAAUUAAGGAAAUCGGCCCAGAAGAACGCCUAUCGCGGCCCAGACCACAUGCUAGAAGCAUGGGCCAACACCCACCUUCCGCUUCUACAAAGAAGAUUACGGGUGAUCUAGAAGCAGACCUACGAGAAACGCGGUAUUCGAACCAAGAAACGAGGGAUUCAAACCGGGAGACGAGGGAUUCGAACCGGGAAGUUAUGGGUGCCGUCAUAGCCUUGCAGAAUACAAUUCAGAAUCAGACAAGCGAGGAGAAGCAAAUGGCAAUUACUAGGCAUCAAGAGCAGAUGGCGACACUUACGGCGAACCAUGAGGCUCAGAUGGGAGACCAGGAGACCCGACACCAAGAGCGGAUGGAGGCACUUACGGCGAACCGUGAGGUUCAAAUGGGAAAUCAGGAGACCCGACACCAGGAGCAGAUGGAGGCACUUACGGCGAACCACGUGGCUCAAAUGGGAAAUCGGGAGACUCUACACCAAGAGCAGAUCGCGACACUUACGGCGAAUCAUGAGGCUCGAAUGAGAGACCAGGAGACCCGACACCAAGAGCAGAUGGCGAUACUUCGGGCGAACCAUGAGGCUCAGAUGGAAAACCAGGAGACCCGACACCAAGAGCAGAUGGCGGCACUUACGGCGAACCGUGAGGCUCAGGUAGAAAAUCAGGAGACUCUACACCAAGAGCAGAUGGAGGGACUUACGGCGAACCACGUGGCUCAAAUGGGAAAUCAGGAAACCCAGCAUCGAGAUCAAAUGGCGGCCAUUACCCAAGCCAUGGCCAACCUGGCAGCAAAGUUCGAACCAUUCUCGGAGGCGAGGAUGGUUAUUUGGAGGACUAAAGAAGCUUGGGGGAGAUUCCAGAACAAGAGGAUGCAACAGCGCACGGCGCCUAGUCAAAGAGCCUCUAAAAUCCUCGAGAACAGAAAAGGACGUGGGAAUAAAGGUCGUGCGCAGAGGGACUAG